CCACACUCUCGAUGUCUCAUUGAUAUCAGGCAUACCGUCUGCUCACCUAUUUUCCUUCGCUUUUUGAUGGGCUCCGUGUGCAAACUUGUGCGGACAUCAGUUUGCCCAUGCAAGCGCUAAUUUUGGCCCAGCUAUGGGAAAAUUCUGGCGAGCCUGGGUAGCCUGUAGCGGAUUCAACAUCCAGAACGGCCGACAGGCUACAAAAUCGCGAUACGUUUCCUUAUCGCGGUCUCCAACCGGGUACACGUACGCUGAGUCAAGGUUAUGCUACGCGACGCAGGAAGUCCGGGGCAUCACUGUUGGAUCUGGGGGUGGCGUUGUCAUUCCAUGUUUGGUGUUGUGGGUGUAGGUCCUUGACAGUGGCUGUGGCGACCUCAUCUUCAAGUUGAAGCACCUACCAGCGGGCCGCCACCUGACCAAACUAUCACCUGCAUCUUUAUCUAAACCUAUUGUUCUGACUAGUAUGGAAGGCAUUCAGUUCGUCCUGUUCGACAUCUCGGAGGACCUCGUGAAAGCGUGGCAGCGCGCGUUCGCACAGCAUGUCCCCGAUGCGGCGCGGGGGCGAUUCACGAUCACUCUUUCCACAAACGAGGACCUGUCCUUCCCGGCGGAGCAGUUCGACUGCAUCGUCUCGCCCGCAAACUCGUACGGCCGUCUCGACGGGAGCUUCGACUACUACCUCGCGAAAGAGCUCGCUCCCCCAGCGCGUUUCGAGGCACCCACGGAGAUCGCACAGGCCGUGCUCUACCGGCAAUGGCGGGGCUACGCGCCGCCGGGGACGUGCACGCUCGUCCCGCUGAAGGGCACCGUCUGCGCGGACAACAAGUACGGCUGCGGCUACAUUGCGCUCUGUCCCACGAUGCGCAUCCCCGAGACCGUCACCUGGAACCGCGAGGUCGUAUACAAUUGCAUGUGGUCGCUGCUGGUCGCGCUCGACCAGCACAAUGCCUCUGUGGGGGCGAGUGGUUCUGCUACAGAGGGUGAGGCGGCUACUAGGAUCAAGAAGGUCCUGAUGGCUGGGCUGGCGACGGGGGUGGGCAGAGUGUCUGCGGAGCGGUGCGCGCAGCAAAUGGCGCUCGCGGUCAAGCACUACGUCGACGCCUGCGAAAACCCGCAGAAGUGGAGUUCCUUGUCGUGGAACGAUGCGCUCGACUACGCGCAGGAGGCGAACGAUACCCACUCGCUGUGAAGCGCGGAACCCUUCACCCUGCCAACUGCUCGUGUAUGCAGAACGGACUUGUCUGUCAGCUGUUGAUCAGGAAAUAUCACGCGUACGUAGUUCCGCUAGCCGGACAGCCUGAAGCAAGUGAACGGUCAAACGGGCGCUCCGCCGGGGCGCAAGAAACAGCUCUGUCGCGCAAGCGCUGACCACAUCCGUCGCGUGAUGAUGAGUGGGACCGAGAUGCAUUGAAGGGGGAGCAAUAUAACUUA
Rhodofomes roseus is the source of this 1431-nucleotide messenger RNA. Its product is annotated as macro domain-like protein. NCBI's taxonomy places the organism in Eukaryota, Fungi, Basidiomycota, Agaricomycetes, Polyporales, Fomitopsidaceae. The record is from RefSeq and is a predicted model, not a curated record. Bases 464 to 1189 code for a protein of 241 amino acids. The transcript has 2 exons.